UUCGCCUUUAAAUAAACCGGAAUCAUCGGAUCGAAGCAAGUGCAAUAUGAUCGUGACAAAACUAACGUGUUUCCUGUGCCUGGGGGUACUCUCCGUCAGCACGAUCCCGGCGACCAGGGGGAUAUUCGACACCGUCGAAACGCUCCUGAAAACUUUCAACGACAACUUUAUCACCGCUACCAACAGCGCGGACAGCGAAUUGGCGGCCCUGAAUGUCAGUUUCAACGCCUUGGGCCAGAGGACCAACCAGAUAGUGGCCACCGAAUUCCAGGCCGCCGCGGACGCGUUCCUGCAGCAAAUCGCGUCCCUAAAGACGCGUGCGGGUGAAUUAGGGGUCGCCAUAGACGACUGCGUCGGCAACAGCGAAACCGAAAUCAACGAGCUGCCGCCGGCCGCGCGGGCCAGCGUGUCCUCCUGCGUCCUGACGGAGGUGUCCGCAGGAUACGGCAUCGUCGCCGCCUCCCGCGUCCAGGUAUUUUCCGCGUCGGGACAGGGCGCGAUUUUUCAAGAGGAACUGGACGAGUGCAAAUCGGAGGCAGAAAUCCUGCAGGCGGCCUGCGCGACCACGCUGGCCACCAACAUCACGUUAUCCAUCGACCAAGUGACGCAGGAUAUCGAUAGGCAGGUCCGGAUCGCGCAGCAGUACACGGACGAGCUCAAGGACGAACUGCUCGUGUGCACCGCGGGACAGGUGGCGGCCGUCAGUUCGAGGGGCGCCCUUAUUGUGGCCGAAGUCGCCGGCUGCGCCAACGAGAGGUUCUUGGACGCGCCCGAGCCGACGACACCCGCCCCGACCCCCGCACUUUUACCCACCAUUACCCCACCAUCCGAUACUACACCGACAGAUACUCCGCCACUGAUCUAAGACUACCUAAACUGGAUCCCCUCGCCUUACUCGUUGCGACGCAAGUUUAUUUUUAAGUAAGCGAGGUUUUUUGUUAACCCACCGGGGGUAUAAAAUUCGAUACUCAAAUUGUAAAAUUGUAAAAAAAUAAAAUUUCCUUUUUCGACUUAA
Molecule: messenger RNA, 1015 nt
Organism: Cylas formicarius (sweet potato weevil)
Lineage: Eukaryota; Metazoa; Arthropoda; Insecta; Coleoptera; Brentidae
Exons: 3
Coding region: 47-865 (272 amino acids)
Source: RefSeq, a predicted model, not a curated record